This is a messenger RNA of Trypanosoma grayi, 606 nucleotides long. Its product is annotated as Kelch repeat-containing protein. The transcript has a single exon. The record is from RefSeq and is a predicted model, not a curated record. NCBI's taxonomy places the organism in Eukaryota, Euglenozoa, Kinetoplastea, Trypanosomatida, Trypanosomatidae. Gene Ontology annotation, biological process: protein homooligomerization. The coding region runs from base 1 to 606 and encodes 201 amino acids.
AUGGUGAGUGAGGUGAACGAUUCCGGCAUUGUGUCCCUGAAUGUUGGGGGGCAGCACUUCGCCACGCGGUUGGAAACGCUGCGCAAGUACCCGCACUCCGUGCUCGGGCAAAUGUUCACGAAGCCGAUUGCCGCCCCCAGGGACCACAGAGAUGGUAGCUACUUCCUCGACCGAAACGGCUCCGUGUUCGGCUUCAUCCUCGACUACCUGCGCACAGGCACGCUUGUGGUUCCGCGCGACCCUGUCACGUACACGAUCUUGCGUCGCGAGAUCGGCUUCUGUGGCCUUCCUGUGUACUCACAGCUGGCGCCGGUUUAUCCCGCCGCGUGGGAGGUGGCGCCUGCGCGGUACCGCCACGCCCGCAUCACGGUGGAGGAGCUCGAGAAGCACAUUGAGUGGGAAGAGGGCUCCCUGCCCGCAGAACUCACUCUGCGGUCGCUGGCAGAAAUUGUAGACUUCUUCAGCCAGCGCGGGUACAAGAUCGCGUCAGAAUACACGCACCGCGGCACAAAGGGUCUGACGUCUGUAUGGAUGAGCAAGAAGGAGCGCUUCCCUGGUGCGGAUGUGGCUCUUGAGGUCACUGACGCACCGAAGAGGCAAGGGUGA